Molecule: messenger RNA, 3333 nt
Organism: Closterium sp. Naga37s-1
Lineage: Eukaryota; Viridiplantae; Streptophyta; Zygnematophyceae; Desmidiales; Closteriaceae
Source: the annotation of a GenBank genome assembly
AUGUCGUCAGACCCACCGUGUUACCUUCCAGAUGACUCGGACGAAUCGCCUGAGCAUAGUGACGAUAGCGGGGAUAGCUCUAGCGAGGAUACCGGUAAACGGAGAGAAGCCAAAGAGAGGUCAGAUAUAGUCUCGGCGAUUUUGCAGGCGGCAGCAGCGUCGGAUGCGGAGAGCCGUCCGAUUGGCGACGAUGAGGUGGACGCGGUGCUGCGAGAAUUAGGCGUUAACGUCAACAAUGACGUCAGCAACGACGUCAGCAGGGACUGUAACGCGGGAAACGGCAGCGAAGGGGAGUCGUCUCGGAGAGAGGAGGGAGACGAGGAGGGAGGAAUAGAGAGAGGGAAGGAGAGAGGAGGAAAGGAAGGAGAGGGGAGAGGAGAGGGGAGAGAGGAGGACAGAAGAGGAGGAAGCGAAGCAGACAAAGGGGGUGAAAGCGUGGGUGUGGGGGAUGGGAAGCCGGACGAGCAGGGUGGGAAUAUCGGGGGUGAAGAACGGUCGCUGUGGUCGCAUGGGUGGCUGCCGGGGAAGAGACACGCGGAUGAGGACGAGAACCAGCAGGAGUGGCGGCAGCACGGGCGGCAUUUCCUAGUCGUUACCAACGCGGGCAAACCAGUCUUUUCACGGUAUGGCGACGAGUACAAGCUAGCAGCGUUCGGAGGGGUGCUGCAGGCGCUGGUGGCAUAUGUGGAGUCGACGGGAGAUCACAUCAGGAGCAUCAGUGCUGGGCUGCAUCAGGUCCUCUUCCUCGUGCGAGGCUCCUUCUACCUCGUCGCCAUCACAGACGCAGGCGAGCCAGAGCCAAUCAUAGAGCGACAACUGGACCACCUGCACAAGAUGCUCCUCAUGCUGCUGACGUCAGCCAUCGAGAGGUCUUUUCUGCGCAACCCCAAGUUUGACAUCCGGCCACUGCUGGGCGGCACAGACCGUCUCUUCUCCGCUCUCAUCCACUCCUUCUCCUGGGACCCAGCCAGCUACCUCUCCUCCAUGCGCUGCCUGCGCAUACCAGCAUGGGUGCGCACAACAGUGAGCGGCGCAAUCAAGACCGCUGCUGCCGCCUCCCCUGCGCUCUUCGCGGUGGUCUUCUCAGGCUUUGAGGUGGUGACCGUGGCGCACAGAAAGAGAGAGCCCUUGCAUUCAGACGACAUCUUUCUGCUACUCAACUUCCUCAACGCUUCUGAUUCAUUCCGCACAUCGCCUGAGUCCUUCACGCCUGUAUGCCUCCCUCACUACAACCCCGCCGCUUUCCUCUAUGCCUAUGUGCACUACUGGGCCGCAGAGCAACCGCUGCCGCCCACCCCUCGCACCAUCCACUCCCACUCCUCCCUCCGCUCCAACCUCCCCCAGUCAAACGCCUCCCGCUCCUCCUCCCGGUCGCAAGCAAGUGCUGGUGCUGACGCCGCUACUGGAAACGACAACAGCAAUGGCAGCACCAGCAGCGGGAACAACACCAGCAAUAUGAGCAGUGAUGGCUGUGGCAGUGCUGGUGGUGCAGGAGAGGGGGGCAAGCAGGGAGGAUCCGGGGAACAGCCUGAUCAGAGCAGCAGAAUUGGUGGUGAGGGGGACACAGGCUAUGAUUAUCACCAAUCGCGGGGAGGCACGGGGCUGCUGCUGCUAUCUGCUGAUCCCAACAACUUCCAAUCAAUCAGCGACCCCUCCUCCUCCUUUCCCCAACGCCCCUCUUCCCCUGCUUCUCGCUCCUCCUCCCGCCCUCUCCGUUCCUCCUCCCCUGCCCGCCGCUCCCCCUCCCCCUCUUCCCGCCGCUCUUCCUCCCCCUUCCGCUCUCCCGCCCUCCUCCCCUCCCCCCAACCCCCUGGGUUGCCCUUUCCUGAUCCAUACGGUCUAGGCCCGGGCAUGGGGUGUGAUAUUAUCCCCAUGGGCCAAUCAGAGGACGGUGCUGACGAGGAUGAUUACUCCGGGGCGUUCGACCAAUCAGAAGGCCGCGGGGUGUUCGGUGGUGGGGGAGAGAGGGAAGGGGAGGGUGGCGGGGAAGGGGCGGAGGAAGGAGAGGAGGGAGAAGAGGAGGAGGAGGAGGAGGAGGAUGAAGAGGAGGAGGAUGGAGCAAUAUUGGCACUGGAAAAGCUGAGAAGUGUAUUGGGAGGGGGCAUGGCUGUGGGCUUGGGUAUGGGUUUGGGUAUGGGAGCGGGCCAACACGAAACUGAUUCAGCAGCGACAGACGUCCCAGUGUCUGUUCCUCUCGAGCCCCCAUCUGCUCCUUCCAACCGCUCCCUCCCUCCUCCUCUCGCCAUUCCCACUCAGAUAUCCCCUCAGGUGCCGGCACAGCCACGCACACAGACACCCACACGGGUGGCAGCACAGACAGCAGCGCAGGUGGCAGCACAAGAAGCGCCCAUGUGGGGCCCGCAGGGUCUGCUGCACUUUGUGUUCCGCAGCGUGCCUCUGCGCCAGUUCGUCUUGGCGGAAUUCCCCCCAGCACUGAGCGACCAACGGCAGCAGAAGACUUCCCCCCGGCGCUCAUCAACAGGCGGCAGCAGAAGACGUGAGUGCGUGGGGGGCGAGGGGGUGUUGAGAGGAAGGGGAAGGUUGCGGGGGAGGGGAGUUGUGCUGCCUCUGCGGCAGUUUGUCAUGGCCAAGUUCCCCCCGGCGCUCAUCAACAGGCGGCAGCAGAAGACCUACAAACCCUUUCCUACGCCGCAACGCCGCUGUCCCCUCCUCCCCCCCGCCGCGACCCCCGGUCGCCGCCUCCCCUUCUCGCCGCCGCGCCUGAUUCGGCGCCGCCUGCGCAUCCUGCCGCCGCGACGCCUCGUCGCCGCCUGCCCGCUGCCCGUCCCUCCGCCGCGACGUCACGUCGCCGCGUUCCCGCCGCCGCGCCUGCUACGGCGCCGCCUGCGCAUCCUGCCGCCGCGACGCCUCGUCGCCGCCUGCCCGUCCCUCCGCCGCCUGCCCGUCCCUCCGCCGCGACGUCUCGUCGCCGCGUUCCCGCCGCCGCGCCUGCUUCGGCGCCGCCUGCGCAUCCUGCCGCCGCGACGCCUCGUCGCCGCCUGCCCGUCCCUCCGCCGCGACGUCUCGUCGCCGCGUUCCCGCCGCCGCGCCUGCUACGGCGCCGCCUGCGCAUCCUGCCGCCGCGACACCUCGUCGCCGCCUGCUCGUCCCUCCGCCGCGACGUCUCGUCGCCGCGUUCCCGCCGCCGCGCCUGCUUCGGCGCCGCCUGCGCAUCCCGCCGCCGCGACGCCUCGUCGCCGCCUGCCCGUCCCUCCGCCGCGACGUCACGUCGCCGCCUCCCCUUCCUGCCGCCGCGCCUGCUUCGGCGCCGUCUGCCCGUCCCGCCGCCGCGACAGCUCGUCGCCCCCUGCCCGUCCCGCCGCCGCGACCUAA